Acipenser ruthenus (sterlet) is the source of this 3116-nucleotide messenger RNA. RefSeq names its product protein spinster homolog 3-like. The record is from RefSeq and is a predicted model, not a curated record. The transcript has 12 exons. Lineage: Eukaryota; Metazoa; Chordata; Actinopteri; Acipenseriformes; Acipenseridae. The coding region runs from base 405 to 1922 and encodes 505 amino acids. Gene Ontology annotation, biological process: transmembrane transport. Gene Ontology annotation, cellular component: membrane. Gene Ontology annotation, molecular function: transmembrane transporter activity.
GGGUUAUAGUCAGAUGUAGCAACAAUCUGUCACGUGCAAAUCAAAUCAGUGUAGUCAUCAGUCAAUCAAUAUGAGGUCAGGCAUCACUUCAAUGUGCAUCUGCUAUGAAGGAGUCAAAGAAACCAGAAAUAAAGAAGUCGUGUGACAGAAAACUUUCACGAGACUGUGCCGAUGUGUUAUAAUAAGGAACUGUUCAAAGAAGCCAGCGCAGGGAGGGAGAAGAAGGGAGCGUUGUUAAUUCAGUAAGAACUUCUCUCUUAAAGCUUGAGGAACAUAGUCCUUUAUUCUCUCUAAAAAUAAUAAACACUUUGAGAUCCUGUGCAUUGAAAAACAUAAGAAUCAAACUGCAAGCCUAGAGGAUUAAAUCUGCUGUACCGAAGAGGCUGCAGGGGUCUGUGUUGCUGAUGGAGAACGAGAGAGAGGGUAUCCGAAUUGAAAGCAUGCAGGGAGGGACAGGCUCAGCUCCAGCAGCGCGCCACACUCGCUCGUAUGGGUCAGUGGGAGACGAUGGACCUGAUGAAGAGGGACCCCCAAGAAAGGUCCAGGAGGAGGUCAAAGUCAUUUCAGCCACCAGGUCCUACCUCGCUGUGGCAGUACUGUGUUACAUCAACCUGCUCAAUUAUAUGGAUCGCUACACGAUUGCUGGCGUUCUCUUGAACAUCCAGAGUUACUUCAAUAUAAAAGACGGUGAUGCUGGUUUACUGCAGACAGUUUUCAUCUGUAGCUUCAUGCUGCUGGCCCCUCUCUUCGGCUACCUUGGUGAUCGCUACAACAGAAAGUGGCUCAUGGUGUUGGCAGUGUUUGUCUGGACUGCGGUGACUCUGGGAAGCUCUUUCGUCACUCAGUCGCACUUCUGGUUGCUGGUCGUGACUAGGGGACUGGUGGGGGUUGGAGAGGCCAGCUACUCCACCAUCGCCCCCACCAUUAUCGGGGACCUCUUCACUGGAGCUCUGAGGACGUGGAUGCUGUCUCUCUUCUACAUAUUCAUCCCGGUCGGAAGUGGCCUGGGAUAUAUAGUGGGAUCUAGUGUGGCAGACAUCACUGGAGACUGGCACUGGGCACUCAGGGUGACUCCCAUCCUGGGAAUGGUCGGGAUUGUUCUGCUCAUCGCCCUGGUGCCUGAGCCGCCUCGCGGUGCCGCUGAUUUCCAGGGGGAGGCGCUAAAGGAGAAGACGUCCUACUGGGAGGACAUCAAGUACCUUUUCGCCAACCGCAGUUUCGUGUUGUCCUCGCUGGGCGUCACUGCCAUGGCCUUCAUGACGGGGGCGCUGGCGUUCUGGACCCCAGUCUUCCUGUCCCACGCUCAGGUCCUGCAGGGAACUAGGGUACAGUGCACACAGGAGCCGUGCAGCAACACAGACAGCCUGAUAUUCGGAGUGGUGACGGUGGUCACGGGGAUUGUCGGGGUUGGUAUUGGGGCAGCCAUUGCCAGGCGACUGAAGAAGAGCAUGCCUGAUGGGGACCCCCUGCUCUGUGCAGUGGGCAUGCUUGGCUCCGCCCCCUGCCUCUAUCUGGCCAUGGUGACAGCUGACAAAAGCAUCGCCACCUCUUAUGUGUUCAUUGCUCUGGGGGAAACCCUUCUGUCUCUGAACUGGGCUGUUGUAGCUGAUAUUCUUCUGUAUGUUGUGAUACCGACCCGACGUUCAACAGCAGAGGCCUUGCAGAUUACAGUCUGUCAUCUCCUUGGAGACGCCGGGAGCCCCUACCUCAUUGGAACAAUCUCGGACUCUCUCCGCAGCAGCUAUCCCGACUCGUACUUAUGGAAGUUCCGGAGUCUGGAGUACAGUUUCCUGCUCUGUCCUUUCGUUGGGGUUUUGGGGGGGCUGUUCUUCCUCUUGACGGCUCUCUACGUUGAGAAGGAUCGAACAACAGCUCGGGAGAUCGCUGCAGGUAACAGCCAACAGCCUGCCGUGGUCAGCUGAAAACGAAAACCCUCAAACCCUCAACGAAUCCAGAUUGAUCCCGAAGAAAUACAGUGAAAAACUGGUCCACCCUUUAUCUCAGAUCAUGGAACUCAAUAUGCAGUAUUUUCUUUGAAAAGGAUUCUCCCAGAGAGCUAUGGGAGACUCUGAUACCCGCAGACCACUGUGGCAGUCAGGGCAGCAUCUUCAAAACAUCCUGUUGAAUUGGAAAGCUGAAACACACAACGAUAAGAUACUGUUAUAACCAGUGUGUUAACUAUGCUGUGAUUGUAUUUUUAAUUUGUUAGAUAUGAACAUGAGGUGUUAAGCACAUAUUAGCACAUUUUUGUAUGUGAACAUUGAGGAAAUAGCGACAUCUAGUGGAGAUUAAAGGACUGCUAACCAUUUUCUCAUCUCUCUUUAGGACUAACAAUAUUGCCCUCCUUGGAUGUUUGUUUGUUUUUUGAUACUUUAAUUUGGGAUAUGCACAUAUUUUAAAUAGAACAUUAUAGAUGAAAAGUAGUGUUAUAGUUCAGGACCAUGUGACCAACAAGCACAGGUGUCAGGAUGAAGGACUUUACUAUAGUGAUGUAUAAAAUAGAUUUUAAAACCUUAAAUGUAAUACAUCACAGCUACCACUGGGUGGAGCUAUUGCACUAUAAUUAUACCACAUAAAAAAAAUGUUUUCUUUAAAAAACUAAUUUUGAGGUAAGCCUAAUUUAGUGGCGUUGUUUAAAAUACAGUCAACCCAAAUGGAAUAAAUAUACUGAAAUGUUUACAUUAAGAAACCAUUUCUGGCUCUGUAAUAGAAAUAUAUAUUACUGGAAUAUAUUGUAUACACAUUACGUGAUUUAUUUGGACCAUGGCUUGUUUUUAGUGUGUUUUUAAAAUACUUCAAAGUGGGCAUUUUUUAUUUAAAUAUGAAUGGCCUCUGUACUGUGGAUUGAGUGAGUUAUUCCUAUUGGUUGUGUUAUGCCUAUAUCAGUGUUUUCUGUGCUUAAUUUACAUAAAUGUAUGACUGUGUAUUAUUUCAUGUCUGAUUGUCUUCAGCCAGGUCCUCCUGUAUCUAGGAGAGUGGGGGCUUGGUGGGGUUGUAGUGUGUCCUCAGCUCCUGACCUGUCUGUAUUCUGAAUAAAAGCGCCUGUUCAUUUUCCUCCUUCUCUCCUUCAAGGUUGUAAUCCGCUACAAUAUAUACUCAAUAAAAUGAUUUAGAAA